CAUUUUAACUGCACUUUAAUGCUAUUUCCUCUCUAGUAUGUUGUUAAACCUAAGUUGUAUUGUGUUGUGUUGUGUUUCUCAUUUUGAAUGAGGUAUUCGUAACGAACAUCUACGAAAAUAGGAAAAGAAAAAAAUGAUCAUAAUGUUUUAAAAUAAUUCUAAUAUUAUUAUAUUAUUUCGUAACAUUCCAUCGUAACAUUCCUUCGAAUUAUUUAACCAUGUCCAGUAUAAAGUUAGCGCGCCAGAAACCACCUGUUACAAGUCGAAAGCAAUCAACCAAAAUAAGAAUAGAAAAUGUAGAACCAGUUCAAGUUUAUUGUCGCAUAAGGCCGAUGUUAAAUUCUACAGAUAUCUCUUGUAUGAAAAUUGCAUCUAGUACAUCUAUCAUUGUUACACCUCCUGAAACAGCAAUAAAUUUUCGCAAUGUUAGUAAAGUAAUACAAACAUCAUUCAGUAAAGUAUUUGGAGACGAUACGACUCAAAAGGAAGUAUUUAAUGCAGUUGCAUUACCGCUUGUGACAAAUCUUAUUAAUGGGGAAAACAGUCUCUUAUUUACAUAUGGUGUAACAGGAAGUGGAAAAACUUACACAAUGAAUGGAGAUGUUCACAAUGCUGGAAUUAUGCCUCGAUGCUUGGAUAUUCUUUUUAAUAGUAUUGCGAAUUAUCAAACCAAAAGAUCUACAUUCCAGCCAGACAGAUUAAAUGGUUUUGAAAUACUAAGCGAGACGGAGAUACAAUUUGACAAACAAAGAGAAUUAAACUUAGACUUUGCUACCUCUCAAAAUGGAAGAUACAGGCAUUGUGUUCAAUCGAUAGAUAAUAAUAACGACAAUAAAUCAAGUUUUAUAUGCGCACUAGACGAAAUAGAUAUGCUGCAGGUUGAUGAGGAUAACGGAUAUGCUGUAUUUGUAACAUAUAUAGAAAUUUAUAAUAAUAGCGUAUAUGAUUUACUCGAAGACGAGGAAGUAAGGUCAAAAAUGUUACAGAGUAAAAUUAUACGCGAAGAUGGUAAUCGAAAUAUGUAUGUCCAUGGUGUUACUGAAAUAGAAGUCAAAACUUCGGAAGAAGCAUGUAAGGUAUUUCAACGAGGACAAAGAAGAAGACGCAUAGCACAUACUGCAUUAAAUGCUGAAUCAAGUAGAUCUCACAGCAUUUUCACUAUAAGGCUUGUGCAGGCACCAUUAGAUUCUCAAGGAGAACAAGUUGUACAAGAUAAACGUGUUAUUUGUGUUAGUCAAUUAUCUCUCGUAGACUUAGCUGGAACAGAGCGUACAAAUCGUUCUAAAAAUACGGGUCAAAGACUGCGAGAAGCAGGCAAUAUAAAUAAUUCGUUAAUGACACUUCGCACGUGCUUAGAAAUUCUUAGAGAAAAUCAAAUUCAAAGUACCAACAAAAUGAUACCUUAUCGUGAUUCUAAACUUACGCAUUUAUUCAAAAAUUAUUUUGACGGCGAAGGACAAAUUAGGAUGAUUGUAUGUGUUAAUCCUAGAGCAGAAGAUUACGAUGAAACAAUACAAGCAAUGAAAUUUGCAGAAAUGACUCAGGAAGUUCAAGUUGCACGAUCUGUAGCCUCCAAAUUAGAUUUAGGCUAUACUCCUGGACGGAGACAAGCGAAUAAGAUAUUUAAAGAAGCACGAAGCAGAUUGGAAAAAGCAGGCAAUGCUGAUGCUGCUAAUAUAGAUGUAGACAUAGGAUUGGUAUACAGUCUCGGUGGUCCUUUUCCAGACAUGGAAAUGACAAGUCCCCAUAGUGAUCAAAUAAUUACCAAUCUAAUGCGUUUUUUGGAAUUACGCAUUCAAAAGAGAAAUUUCUUAAGAGGAGAUUUGCAACAGAAGCAAAACAACUUAAGAAAUAUGCUGAUAAAAAUGGACAGAGAAAAUGUUUCUCUAAAAAUCGAAAAUGCGACAUUGAGAGCGUCGAAUGAACAACAAAAGGAAAAAAUAUCUAUUUUGGAAAAUCUCGUAUGCAAGACUGAAGAACAGAUCGAUACUUUACUGUACAGAUUAAACAGUGCAAAUGAUACUAUCAGAAAUUUACAACAAGAGUUAAAAGAUAAAGGUAUGUCUCUUAAUCAACGAUUGAUAGAUAAACAAAAAGUCAAGCAAAAAUACAAUAAUAAAAUUCAAGCGGAAGCGGCAAAAAUGAGUAAAGAAUUAGAAACAAAACUGCAACAACAAAGAGAGAUUUUGCAAAAUCAAAUGAAAGAAAAAGACGAUAAGUUAAAGUUAGUUAAACAAAUAUUGGUGGACGAUAAUGCGAGUGAUAUUGUAAUGAUUAAUCGUAAAGAACCUAUACCUGUAACAACAACUAACAUACCUGAAACUGCUACAUCGAGUACAAUUAGUAGUAUUGCUAAAUCUACAGUUAAAGAUAGAAUUGAAGAUACUACUCCAAGAACAACAACAGUUCAAGCGUUGGCAAAAAUGUUGGAGUCUAAUGCUGGAGAUGUUAACACAAAAGAGAAACUCCCAGUAGUUAAUCCUCGAUAUAGGCGGUCGCAAAGUGUAGACAGAUGGAUCGAUCAUCGGCCUCCUCCAAUAGUACCAGUUGGAACAAUACUUCAACCUAUAAUGCAUCGUAAACGAAGCGUUACACAUUUAACAGAUCCAAAGGAUAUCACGAACAGAGCGUCUCGAUAUUGUCUUGUAUCUCAAAAUCAAGAUGAAGAUGGGGAACUGGAAACAAAAUUAUACAAGGGUGAUAUAUUACCGACGUGUAGCGGUGGUGCUCAAGUAGUGUUCAACGACAUGGAAUAUUUAAAACAAUUAUCACCAGUUACAAGAAAACGUAGCGUAACUCUAAGUCCACGAAGCAAGGAUCAACUAACUUCUUCGGAUAAUUGUUUAUCUGUUGAGACUGGUUCUAAGAAACUUCGCAUAUGAAAAUGAAUCUCAAUAUACAUCUAAUUUUAGGCUUCUUUGCCACAUUCUUGUCAUUUUUUUAGUAUAAUAAAACACAAAAUGUUUUCUUUCUUUUGUUGUAUAGAAGUACAGAAGUACAAAUGUUAAUGUAUAAUAUUUGAGUAAAAGUCUAUAUAUAUUGUUUUUAUUAUUAUAAGUUAAACAUUAAUAUUUUGUUUCCACAAAUAAGAUGAUUUAUUUGACUUCGUGCAAUAUAUGUUAAUGACAUUAAUAGAUCUGGAUCUGACUUUUAAGACAGACAUAUAUGUGCUUACUACUUUUUUUCAAUAGAAGAAAUUAUUUUUAAAAAUGUCUGCAAUAAUGAAUUUGUUCAUCGUAUUUACCUUCAAUAAACAAAAUACAAAAUGUUACAAGGUAUUAUUCUUUUUUAAUAAUGUGUCUUUAUUCGAGUUUAAUGGAUUUUAGGUAUCCACUUAUUUCCCCAAAGCUUAUACAACAGACAUUGUAAGUGAAUAGUACAAUUAUAAUAACAAAACUUGAGAUAUAUUGCCAUCAACAAAAUACUGAAUAUAUACAUAAUUUUUACACAAUGCCACUUACGAAAAGGUCAAUUUUAACGUAUUAUAUUAAUGCAAUAGUUUUUUCAUUAAUAUAAUUUAAAUACAAAGUACUUUGCAAGUUAUAUGUGAAAUAUAUCAUAGAAAAAAGAGUAUGGAAAAAAUCUUAUAGAGCAGUAAUUUGUAGAAGCAUAUUUGCAGUAAACAUUUUUGUAAAAUGGUGCCAUUAUAAUAAAAGAAGCUAAAAAUUUAAUUAAAUAUAUACAGGCUUUCUGAAGGUUUUUAACAUUUAACAUUUUUAUUUAAUUUUCGUGCAUAGAAUGCGCAGACACUGUUUAAGCUGGAAAAACUUCAGACACC
This is a messenger RNA of Polistes canadensis, 3778 nucleotides long. Its product is annotated as kinesin-like protein KIF23. The coding region runs from base 219 to 2882 and encodes 887 amino acids. The record is from RefSeq and is a predicted model, not a curated record. NCBI's taxonomy places the organism in Eukaryota, Metazoa, Arthropoda, Insecta, Hymenoptera, Vespidae. Gene Ontology annotation, molecular function: microtubule motor activity; ATP hydrolysis activity; ATP binding. Gene Ontology annotation, biological process: microtubule-based movement. The transcript has 15 exons. Gene Ontology annotation, cellular component: kinesin complex; nucleus; microtubule.